UCUAGCGUCAAGAUGGCGGCAGCGGGGGAGGAGGCCCCCAGCUCUCCGAGGCCGGGUCUGGACCUGCCGAGGCGGCCGCCGCGGGACGGUUAUGGUGUCUACGUGUACCCAAAUUCUUUCUUCCGAUAUGAAGGAGAGUGGAAAGGAGGGAAGAAACAUGGUCAUGGGAAGUUGCUGUGUAAAGAUGGGAGUUACUAUGAAGGAGAGUUUGUAGAAGGAGAGAUCAUGGGAGAAGGCUGCCGGCUCUGGGCCUGGUCAGGAAACACCUACACUGGACAGUUUGUUUUGGGAGAACCUCAAGGACGCGGCGUCAUGAAGUACAAAGCCGGUGGAUAUUAUGAAGGGGAGGUCUCCCACGGCAUGAGGGAAGGGCUUGGGUUCCUGGUGGAUGGGGAUGGACAAGUGUACCAGGGGUCAUUUCAUGACAACAGAAGGCACGGCCGUGGACAGAUCCUCUUCAGGAAUGGCGACAAGUACGAUGGUGACUGGGUCCGGGACCAGCGUCAGGGACACGGGGUACUGUGCUGCGCAGAUGGCUCCACCUAUGAGGGACAGUGGCACAGCGAUGUCUUCAGUGGCCUGGGCAGCAUGGCCCACUGCUCAGGGGUCAGAUACCAUGGACUGUGGAUCAACGGCCACCCAGCGGCACAGGCAACAAGGAUGGUGAUUUUGGGCCCGGACGUGAUGGAAGUGGUUCAAGGAUCUCCCUUCACAUUGAGUGUCCAGCUGCAGCAGGACAGCGGGGAAGUAGCCAAGAGUGAAACUGGCCGGGUCCUGCAGAUCUCAGCGGGCGUCAGACACGUGCAGCUGCCAGCCUACUCCGAGGUCAGCUUUUUCAAAGUGGAUAACGACAACCAAGAGACGUGCAUUCAGACCCCAUUUGGCUUCGAGUGUGUGCCUUAUCCCCUGUCCAGCCUCCCGUCCAGGGCACUGGAUCCCCAAACCGCUGUGGAAGAUGCGGGGGCCAACCUGCCCUUCCCCAAAGGAGACCUGAAGCCAGUGGUGGACUCAGGCACCUCCCACGGCCAGAGCGACACACCUGGUAGCCACCCUGCUGGGGGAUGUGAGCCCCGCUAUCCUGGAGCCCUUCAGCAUGUGAAGCAAGGCUGUGCCAAAUUUCCGGACAUCUUCCUGGGGCCUCCACCACCCAGGUUCCGUCCAUUCCUGUCCCUAGACAGCCUCCACCAGAAGGCAAGGAGCAGGUCCAGAGGCAGCCUGUACCCUGGAGUGACGACGCCCUCCGGACAGGAGUUACCAGGAAGCAACAGAGACAUUCCAGGCACAUUACAGAAUUCCACAACAUGACAAAGAG
This is a messenger RNA of Otolemur garnettii (small-eared galago), 1312 nucleotides long. RefSeq names its product MORN repeat containing 1 (gene MORN1). Bases 13 to 1305 code for a protein of 430 amino acids. NCBI's taxonomy places the organism in Eukaryota, Metazoa, Chordata, Mammalia, Primates, Galagidae. Gene Ontology annotation, cellular component: cytosol. The record is from RefSeq and is a predicted model, not a curated record. The transcript has 13 exons.